Aureococcus anophagefferens is the source of this 1816-nucleotide messenger RNA. RefSeq lists its product as hypothetical. Bases 28 to 1797 code for a protein of 589 amino acids. NCBI's taxonomy places the organism in Eukaryota, Pelagophyceae, Pelagomonadales, Pelagomonadaceae. The record is from RefSeq and is a predicted model, not a curated record. The transcript has a single exon. Gene Ontology annotation, molecular function: oxidoreductase activity, acting on the aldehyde or oxo group of donors, NAD or NADP as acceptor.
AGCAUGGCCAUGACCGCGCGCCCACUAAUGGCUGCGCGUGCUCUCUGUAUUCUCGGCGUUGCUGCCGCCUUGCGGGCGCCGCGACUGCAGCAACGCACGACCGCGUUGCGCACGGCGACGAUCUCGGCGCCGGACACGGGCAUCUACAGCGUCGGGUGCGAGGACACGUCCGCGAGCCUGACUCGGCUGGCGGCGCGGUCCGACUCCUGGGCCGCGACGACGAUGGCGGAGCGCGUCACGGUCGCCGAGGCGAUCCUCGACGCGCUGAGGGAGGAGGACUGGGGCGGCGCGUGGCUCGAGGCCCAGGUGGACCUCGAGGGCAUCGUCGGCGCCGACGCGCGGCGCACGUCGGCGUCGCAGACGCGCUUCGUCUUCGGGUCUACGGUCAAGGACAUGGUCGCGUCGUUCGUCGAGGCGCACGGCGGCGACGGUCAGUCGGAGCGCCGCACGGCGCUCCUCAAGGGCGAGGCCGUCGCCGUCGGCGCGGCCGUCCCCGGCGCGACGAUGGAGGUCCGAAGGGGGGAGAAGCCGGCCCAAACCGGCGCCGCACCGGGCACGGUGACGCUCGUGCUCGGCGCGGGGAACCAGUCCUUCCUCACGCUGCUCGACGCGCUCCAGCGCGCUUUGGUCGACGGCGAGACCGUGCUCGUGAAGCACCACCCGCUGCGCCCGUGGCUCGCGGACCCGUUCGCGAAGAUCCUCGGCCCGCUCGUGGAGCUCGACGUCGUCGCGCAGACGUUGGACGCCGGCGUCGUCGAGGCGUCGGCGCUCGUCGCCGACCCGCGCGUCGGCCACGUCCACAUCACGGGCUCCGAGGCGACGCGCGACGCGGUCCGAAAGACGCUCGACGCCGCGGGCAAGGCCGCCGUCGCCAUCUCCGCGGAGCUCGGCUGCGCGACGCCCUGGCUCGUGCCCCCGGGCGAGUGGACCGCCAAGGAUCUGGCGAACGCCGCGUCCGCGCUCGUCGCGGGCAAGAAGGCGAACGGCGGCUCGAACUGCCUGAGCCCGCAGGUCGUGCUUUUGGCCGACGGCUGGCCGCAGAAGGACGCGUUCCUCGACGAGGUCGCGGCGCAGAUCGCGGCGCAGCCGACGUGGAAGGCCUACUACCCCGGCGCCGCGGGCCGCCGCGACGACGUGUUGCAAGCCUACGGCCGGGCGCGCCUCGGCGACGGGAACGACGACGUCGCUUUGCUGGACGUCGGCGUCGCGGGCGCCCCGGGCUUCGACGGGUCGGCGUUAUCGAAAGAAGUCUUCGGCCCGCUGCUGGCCGUCUGCGCCCUGCCGGGCGGCGCCGCGGCGGGCCCGUGGCUCCGCGACCAGGCCGUGCCCUUCGCGAACUCGGACGCCGUCCUCGGCUCGCUGAGCUGCACGCUGCUCGCGCCGGCGAGCCUCGAGCCCGCCUUCGUCGACGCGGCCGUCGACGGCCUCAACUACGGCGCCGUCGCCGUCAACUGCUGGUCCGUCUUCUGCUACACGGCCAUGUGCAACGGCGGCACCUGGGGCGCGCACCCGACGGACGUCGGCGAGCGGUCCGGCGCGGGCGCGAUCGGCAACGUCUUCGGCGUGCCCGACGCGGCGAAGACCGUGGUCCGCGCGGGCACCCUGGAGAAGCCCGGCGUCGACCUCGCGAAACCGCCGCCGGCGCUCGUCUUCGACGCGCUCCACGCGGCGCUGCUGAAGCACGAGGGGUCGAGCGCGCUCAAGGCGGCCCUGAACCUGCUCCUCCGCCGCGGCCUCGGGAAGGUGAACGUGAUCCCCGGCCUGAAGGGCCCCAAGUUCGGCGCCGCGCUCCCCUGAACUGUAACAUUAGGCCGGC